AUGAGCAGUACGAGUAAGAAGCCUGCUUCGAGUUCGAGCGACAAUUUUAACAAAUCCAACGACGACGGAAAAGAUCGCGAUGAUCAGAUGUUCGAGUGUAAUAUUUGCUUAGAUACUGCUAAAGAUGCUGUUAUCAGUAUGUGUGGGCAUUUAUUCUGCUGGCCUUGUUUACAUCAAUGGCUAGAAACCAGACCGAAUAAGAAACUAUGUCCUGUUUGUAAAUCCGGUAUCAGUAAAGAUAAAGUGAUACCUUUGUACGGUCGAGGUAGUACAAAUCAGGAAGAUCCCAGAAACAAAGUCCCACCCCGACCACCAGGUCAAAGAGCAGAAGCUGAAACUAACACCGGGUUCCCAGGAUUCGGUUUCGUGGACGGUUCGUUUCAUUUAUCUUUCGGUAUCGGAGCAUUCCCAUUCAAUCUGUUCAUCUCCGCUUUCAAUACAACAAAUUCGCACAAUCCGCAAGCAGCUGGUGAUAUCAACGAGGAAGAUGAGGCGUUUUUAACAAGAAUGAUGGUGUUCGUCGCCUUGUUCUUGGUAACUUGGCUCGUGUACGCUUAAGACAGACAUAUUCGGUCAAAAAAUCUCACAUACACAAACAGCGCAUUCUCUUCGUUCCCAUUUUCUCUCAUUAUCGUCGUAUUUAGCUUUUAUUCGCUACUUUUUUGUGUUUAAAAAGAAAAAAAAAUGUAAAAUAGUAUACGAGGUGGGGCUUUUAAAUCGAAUACCUUGGUAAGGUAAUUUACACGCGUUU
Messenger RNA from Planococcus citri (citrus mealybug), 751 nucleotides. RefSeq names its product E3 ubiquitin-protein ligase RNF185-like. Gene Ontology annotation, molecular function: ubiquitin protein ligase activity; ubiquitin-like protein conjugating enzyme binding; metal ion binding. Gene Ontology annotation, cellular component: endoplasmic reticulum. Gene Ontology annotation, biological process: ubiquitin-dependent protein catabolic process. Lineage: Eukaryota; Metazoa; Arthropoda; Insecta; Hemiptera; Pseudococcidae. The transcript has 5 exons. The record is from RefSeq and is a predicted model, not a curated record. Bases 1 to 558 code for a protein of 185 amino acids.